Molecule: messenger RNA, 3066 nt
Organism: Eleginops maclovinus (Patagonian blennie)
Lineage: Eukaryota; Metazoa; Chordata; Actinopteri; Perciformes; Eleginopidae
Gene: hspa4b
Product: heat shock protein 4b
Exons: 19
Coding region: 200-2725 (841 amino acids)
Biological process (GO): protein folding
Cellular component (GO): nucleus; cytosol
Molecular function (GO): ATP binding; ATP-dependent protein folding chaperone
Source: RefSeq, a predicted model, not a curated record
AGAGAAGAUUCCUGAACGUUCUCACGCAUCAGCCGGCACGCCGCAUGCUGCUACACAGCUUCAUGGAACAAGAACAAGGGUGUAUCACUGCUGACUGAAACCCUACUGUAGCUGCUGCUGUCACCUUACCAGCACUGAAUUAUAUUCCUGUUCUUCCGUGUAAUUACUGUACUCUACACUGUUUAUUUAGCCAGAGAAGAUGUCGGUUGUCGGGUUUGACGUCGGGUACUUGAACUGCUAUGUAGCGGUAGCCAGAGCCGGGGGGAUUGAAACUGUCGCGAAUGAAUACAGCGAUCGAUGUACACCAGCAUGUGUUUCGUUUGGACCGCGGAAUCGAUCGAUCGGUGCUGCUGCAAAGAGCCAGAUCGUCACAAACUGCAAGAACACAGUCCAAGGGUUCAAGAGGUUUCAUGGAAGGGCGUUUUCGGAUCCAUUUGUGCACAAACUCAAAAACAGUUUGGUGUAUGAUAUUGCACAGAUGCCCACUGGAACAACUGGCAUCAAGGUGAUGUACAUGGAGGAGGAGAAAGUCUUUAGCAUUGAACAAGUCACCGCUAUGUUGCUGACGAAGCUGAAGGAGACUGCAGAGCAAGCUCUCAAGAAGCCUGUGAAUGACUGUGUUGUGUCUGUUCCCUGCUACUACACUGAUGCUGAGAGGAGAUCAGUAGUAGAUGCUGCUCAGAUUGCUGGUCUCAACUGCCUGAGGCUCAUGAAUGAGACAACUGCAGUUGCAUUGGCAUAUGGCAUUUAUAAACAAGAUCUCCCUGCCCCGGAGGAGAAGCCCAGGAAUGUGGUGUUUGUCGACCUCGGCCAUUCUGGAUACCAGACAUCAUUGUGCGCCUUCAACAAGGGCAAAGUCAAGGUCCUUGCUACAGCUUGUGACCCGGAGUUGGGAGGAAAGGACUUUGAUGAGGUAUUGGUGAGGUAUUUCUGCGAGGAAUUUGGCAAGAAGUACAAGAUUGAUGUCAAGACUAAGCCCAGAGCUCUGGUCAGACUUUACCAGGAGUGUGAGAAACUGAAGAGAGUGAUGAGCGCUAACUGCUCUGAUCUGCCGCUCAACAUCGAGUGCUUCAUGAAUGACAUUGACGUCUCUGGAAAAAUGAACAGAGCUCAGUUUGAAGAGAUGGCCGCUGAUGUUUUUGCCCGAGUUGAGGCUCCACUGCAGUCCUUGCUGGAACAAACCAAACUGAAAAGGGAAGACAUCUAUGCGGUAGAGAUCGUGGGGGGAGCUUCCAGGAUCCCAGCUGUCAAAGAGAGAAUCAGCAAAUUCUUUGGAAAGGAGAUCAGCACCACACUGAAUGCUGACGAAGCUGUGGCCAGAGGAUGUGCCCUGCAGUGUGCAAUUCUGUCACCUGCCUUCAAAGUGCGCGAGUUCUCCAUCACGGACGUUGUUUCCUAUCCCAUCUCCUUGAAGUGGCACUCAGCUGCUGAGGAAGGUCUCAGUGAUUGCGAGGUCUUCCCUGUGAACCACGCGGCACCUUUCUCCAAAGUGCUCACCUUCUACCGGAAAGAGCCUUUUAACCUGGAGGCUUACUACAACAACUCUAAUGGUCUGCCCUACCCGGAUCCCACUAUUGGUAAGUUCCUGAUCCAAAAGGUUGUGCCACAGGCUUCUGGGGAGAGCUCCAAGGUGAAAGUCAAAGUGCGGGUAAACAUCCAUGGCAUCUUCAGUGUCUCCAGCGCCUCCCUGGUUGAAGUGCAGAAGUGUGAGGAGGGCGAGGAACCCAUGGAAACCGAACAGGCCAAUGAGAAAGAUGGAGAGAACAAGAUGCAGACCGAUCAAGAGGAGCAGCAGGGAGAUGGUCCGAAAGAAGCAGAAGAGAAGACGCCACGUGAGAACGAGGAGAUGGAGAUCACCCCAGAGGAAGGCAAAGGCGAGAAGAAGUCCGACCAGCCCCCACAAGCCAAAAAGCCCAAAGUCAAAACAAAAGUGCUUGAUCUUCCGAUUGAAAACAGUCCACAGUGGCAGCUAGCUGAUGACAUGCUCAAUCUUUUUGUAGAAAAUGAGGGUAAGAUGAUCAUGCAGGACAAGCUGGAGAAGGAGAGGAAUGACGCCAAGAACUACGUGGAGGAGUAUGUGUACGAGAUGAGGGACAAAUUACACGGGAUCCUGGAGAAGUUCGUCAGUGAAUCUGACCGAGAUGCACUGUCAAUUAAGCUGGAGGACACUGAAAACUGGCUGUAUGAAGAUGGAGAGGACCAAUCCAAACAAGUGUACAUUGACAAACUGAAUGAGUUAAAGAAACUUGGCCAGCCAAUCCAGGAAAGGUACACAGAGGCUGAAGUCAGACCUAAAGCAUUUGAGGAACUAGGAAAACAAAUCCAGCAGUACAUGAAAUUUGUGGAAGCCUGCAAAAUGAAGGAAGAGCAGUAUGACCAUAUAGAUGAUGCAAAUGUCCAGAAGGUGGACAAAAUGGCCAGCGAGGCUAUGAUGUGGAUGAAUAGCGCCAUGAACCAGCAAAGCAAACAAAACUUGACUGUCGAUCCAGCCGUCAAAGUAAAAGACAUUCAAGCAAAAAUAAGGGAGCUCUUCUCCACUUGUAACCCCAUUGUGACCAAGCCCAAGCCCAGGGUAGAGCUUCCCAAGGACGAGACUGCAGCAGAGCAGAACGGGCCUGUCAAUGGACAGGAGAAACCCCAGGAUGCAACCGCAGACAAGGGAACAACUGAGAACACAGGCACCUCAGAAACCACAGAAACCAAGCCUGAAAUGGACCUUGAUUAAAGCAGCGUAAUGCACUGUAAGCAAAGCUGCACCGGAUCUGGCUGUUUCAGAUUGAGAUGCAGCCUGGGUGUAUAUCAGAGCAGGUAAAGUGUUUCAGGAAUUGCACUCCACAGUCAAAAGCAGGCAGGGUGAUUAGCACACUAAGCCCAGCUCCUGGUGGUAUCUCUGUCUGAUGACAUAGCAUGCCCUCUCUCUUUCUGGAAGACAUAAAUCAUAAGCCAGCCGCAAUAAGCCUGUUUGACAAUGAGCGCUGUACACAUAAUGGUAUUUAUUUCUGUUGUGUGCCCUGUAAGUGUUCUGGUCUGUGUCACAAUAUGGUUUUAAUAAAGUUAUUGAAAAUG